Molecule: messenger RNA, 1221 nt
Organism: Paramecium tetraurelia
Lineage: Eukaryota; Ciliophora; Oligohymenophorea; Peniculida; Parameciidae
Exons: 2
Molecular function (GO): 4 iron, 4 sulfur cluster binding
Source: RefSeq, a predicted model, not a curated record
AUGUUUUCUUCCACAAUCAAAAUUUCCUCUGUUAGUGACUACAUUGUACCAAGUCAAGAAUGCGUAAAACCUCUAAUGAGAAAUGUUAAGCUUCAACUUGAUGACCCUUCCAUUUAACUAAAACCUAAUUUGAUUAAAAAUCAGAAUAAUGUUGCUAAAGUAUCCUUACAAGACUGUCUUGCAUGUAGUGGAUGUGUAACUACUGCAGAAACUAUACUGAUCCAAACUUAAAGUCUCGAAGAGUUUUUAUAAGCAAUUAAGAAAUAUUAAAAUCCUGCAAUUGGAAUAAGUCCUUAGGCAAGAGCUUCCCUAUCUUAUGUGUUGAAUUACACGGAUUCAGAAAUGCACUCUAUUUUACACUAAAUAUUUCAGGAAAUGAAUGUUAAAUUGUAUGACUUGGCAGAAUACACGAAAAUAGCAAUUAAUAACUCAAUUAAAGAGUUUAAAGAAACAAACUUAACUCCAUUACUUUGUUCAGAAUGUCCAGGAUGGGUAUGUUACGCUGAAAAGACCUUAGAUGAAUCAAUAAUUAAUCAUAUGAGCAAAGUGAAGAGUCCUUAAUAAAUUUUUGGAGCAAUUCAAAAGAAAAACCAUGAUUAUCUUGCUACAAUAAUGCCAUGUUAUGAUAAAAAACUUGAAGCUGUUAGACAAGAGAAUAAUGAAGACAUCAAUAUAGUUUUGAGUUCGAGGGAAAUCGAGUAAUUUGUUAAGGAUUACAUUCAGAAAGCAAAUAUUAUUCCUCAAUAAGUUCAACUCUAAACAAUGGCAAUCUAAGAUUAAGAAUACCAUAACACAUCAUCAAAUAAUUAUUUAGAUUAUAUAAUAAAAAGUGUUAUGAUGCCUAAUUGGACAGUCAAAUAUAAUAUUAGAAAGAACAAAGAUUUUAUUGAAAUUACGAUCUACAAUGAAAAUAUGGAAUCAUAAGGCAUUUAUGCUAGGGUCUUUGGUUUAAAGAACAUUGCUAAUUUGGUUUCAUAAAUCAAAACAAAAACUUGUAAAUAUAAAUAUGUUGAAAUCAUGGCUUGUCCCUUAGGUUGUCUAAAUGGAGGUGGAUAAAUUUAAAUAUAAAAAAAUACUGAAAAAGCUAUUGAUCUAAUACCAAAAUUAAAAGAGAUAAUGAUAUCUCAGAAGGUUCAGAUAGACAACUAAUAUCAGAAUGAACAGGAGAUUUAUUUAACAUAAUUUAAGCAUGUUAAAAAUGAGAAUAAUUUUUAAUGGUGA